Molecule: messenger RNA, 1674 nt
Organism: Salvia splendens (bonfire salvia)
Lineage: Eukaryota; Viridiplantae; Streptophyta; Magnoliopsida; Lamiales; Lamiaceae
Exons: 1
Coding region: 1-1674 (557 amino acids)
Source: RefSeq, a predicted model, not a curated record
AUGGCUGAAAACAAUGCUUUUAGAGGCCGACCCACCGAGGAUCCUAACAAGCAUCUCACUAAAUUCAUCCAGAUCUGCAACACGACGAAGAUAAAUGGAGUCACAGAUGAACAGCUCAGAUUAAGGGUGUUCCCUUUUUCUCUGGAGAAUGAUGCCAAGGAUUGGCUGGAUAGUAUGGAGCCCAACUACAUUCGCACGUGGGAGGCCAUGGUUGAGAAGUUCUUAGAAAAAUACUACCCACCGAGUGAGGCAUUGAAGAGGCAGUCAGAAAUCAUUUCGUUUGAGAUGACUCCCCAAGAGAGUAUCCGAGGAGCUUGGGAAAGAUUCAAGGGGCUGAUGAAGAGGUGCCCCAAUCAUGGGCUGAAUCCGACGCAUCAAGUCCUAGCAUUCUAUAAGGGGUGUCUGCCUGAAGCAAAGCGCGAACUGAACUUGAGCGUAGGGGGGUCAUUGCUAAAGAAGGGAGAAGCAGAGGCCAUGGAGGUGAUUGAGAGAGUGACCUCUAAUGAUGAAGGCUGGAACAACGAGAUGAGCAACAUACACAGAGUAGCCUCUGCCGCAGAGAGCAGCCAUAUGGACAGCAUGUAUAAACAAAUGGAGCUCCUCCACAAGAAGAUAGAUCUCAUGGGGAUGGGACCGGCUAUACAGGAGCAGAAAGAGGGUGUAGAGGAUGUUAGCUACAUACACCAAGGGGGCAAUAGAUACUAUAACAACUCCCGCCCCAAUCAAGGGGGUGGAGGUUACAAUCAUUUUGGGAAUAUGGCGCAUCCUAACCUAUCAUAUGGGAACCCCAACAAUGCCCUUCAACCACCACCGGGGUUCACAGUUUCUCAAGGAAUGAUCACUGAGCCGCAUAACAAAAGUUCAGAGGACAUAUUGAAUGCAUUCAUGAUUCAGUCACACAAGAACAUGGAGCAUACUAAUCAAAGGCUAGAGAAAGUUGAGAAUAAUAUGCAUGGCAUGGCAGGACAUAUGAAGAGCCUGGAGACGCAGAUGAGUCAGAUUGCCCAAGCCGUGGGACAAUUACAUCAAUCGGGGCAAUUCCCAAGCACUAUAGUUCCAAAUCCAAAAGACUGCAAGGCAAUCUACUUAAGGAGUGGGACAAGCUAUGAGAGUCCUCCUAUGCCCGAGGUGGAAGCUAAAGAAGUACCCGAAGAGAAAGAAGAAGAGGAGAUUAAGAUGGAAGCACCUCUUAUGCAGUCUGAGGUUCAACCCGAGACAAUUGCUCCUCCCACGCCACAAAAGGUUAAAAUUCCUUUUCCUCAAGUGGUGCAAAAGAAGAAGUUGGAUGAGAAGCUUGUUAAGUUCCUUGAGAUCUUCAAGAGAGUGCACCUCAAUAUUCCUCUUAUUGAGGCUCUCCAACAAAUGCCCGGCUACCUCAAGUUUUUGAAAGAGAUUGUGUCCAAGAAGAAGAGGUUGGUUGAUUAUGAAACCGUAAACUUGACCGAGAAUUGUAGUGCAAUCAUCCAAGAAAAGAUGCCGGCAAAGAUGAAUGAUCCGGGGAGCUUUAACAUUUCUUGUGUGAUCGGGAAUGAUAGGCAAACUAAGGCCUUGUGUGACUUAGGGGCAAGCAUAAAUCUCAUGCCUUUAAGCUUCUUCCGAAAGUUGAAAUUUGGUGUCUUGAAGCCAACUACAUUUACCCUUCAAAUGGCGGAUAAAUCCGAAUGGACUCCUUGA